UAAACAAAGCGGAGAGCUACAAGAUGAGCUAGCGCCAAGUGGCUAAUGUUUUGUGGGUAAAUUAGCUGUAUCGGGCCAUUUAAGAUAGCCUCUAUUAUUGUAUUGGUGAGCACAGCUUCCGUUCAUAUGGUAACGGGCUUAUCCAGGUGCUGAGACUGGAACUAAACGAGUUAACGAGGUACCGUUAUCGCUAGCUAAAUUAGCUUCAGCUAACCUUAGGUAACGGGACACGGAUUUGGUGUUUCUGCAAAUCGAUGUUAUCUGAAAGAACCUUUAUCGAUAACACAUGGUGACAGCCACUUGAUUCAAUUUUAAAAGCUGCCAACGCUGACGCUAUCAUGACUUAGCUCGCUAUGUAGCUGAUUUAGGUUCAUAGUCAAUCUGCUGGCUGAACAGACCACUUGAUUGCAGUCACCUGGACCCAGACUGCAAUGUUUAGCCUGAUGGCGAAUUGCUGCAACUGGCUAAAACGUUGGCGAGAGCCCGCUAGGAAAGUGACUCUGGUGAUGGUGGGACUGGAUAAUGCAGGAAAAACAGCCACAGUACGAGGAAUCCAAGGAGAGAAUCCCAAUGAUGUGGCUCCAACAGUAGGUUUUUCCAAGGUUGACCUGAAGCAGGGCAAGUUCGAGGUGACCAUCUUUGACCUUGGUGGCGGGAAGAGAAUCCGGGGCAUCUGGAAGAACUACUACUCGGAGUCACAUGGUGUGGUGUUUGUGGUGGACUCCAGCGAUGUCCAGCGGAUCCAGGAGACGCGGGAGACCAUGGCCGAGGUCCUUCAGCACCCGCGCAUCGCAGGCAAACCUGUGCUAGUACUUGCUAACAAACAGGACCAGGAGGGAGCGCUGGCUGAAGCAGACAUCAUUGAGAACCUCUCUUUAGAGAAGCUUGUUAACGAGAACAAGUGUCUCUGUCAGAUCGAGCCAUGCUCUGCAGUCCUGGGUUAUGGCAAAAAGGUCGACAAGUCCAUCAAGAAGGGCCUGAAUUGGCUCCUUAGUAACAUUGCCAAAGACUAUGAGGCCAUUACUGAGCGUGUGCAGAAGGACACGGCCGAGCAACGCGCUCAGGAGGAGCAGGACAAGAAGGAGCGGGCAGAGAGAGUACGGCGGAUACGAGAAGAGAGAGAACGACGGGAGCGGGAAGAGGCAGAGCGAGAAGGCAGGCCGAUCCAGGAAGAGGAGCCUGAUGAUGAAAACAUGCCCAGCCCCUUCCAGCCAAUCAGCAACGUAAUCUCUGAGAACGAGGAUAAAGAGAAGGAGGGGAAGAGGCAAAGAGAGCUGCAAGAGGGCAGGACUAAUAGCCUGAAGGCAGAUGUUGAUCAAGAGGAAGAGGAGUACGAGGAGGAAAAUGACGAAGAACCAGACGACUUAAGACAAACGUCAGAAAAUGCUAGUUCAGCCACAACAGGCGAGCAAAGCAAGAAGAAGACGAGGAAGCUUCACCUGAAGAGGAAGCACCGGGUGGACCCGCUGAGGACAGAGGACGGGCCGGCAGAGAGCCCCACCCCUCCCCCUCCUCCAGUGGGAUGGGCCACACCCAAAGUUUCUAGGCUGCCAAAACUAGAACCACUGGGGGACUCGAAACAUUCUGAGUUUUACAAGAAGCCCCUCCCGCCUCUUGCGAACAGGCCGCGGCCUAACGGCGACGCUCAUGACAUCAUAUUUUAGCCUCUUUUACUGAUUGAGGUUGACUCCCGACCAAUCACGGCUCUCCCCUUUUGCUUUUCUGUCUCAAGCGAGCGGUGUGUAGACAGCCAAACACACAGACGGCUCCUGACGCAGGAACCGGUGAGCGCGGGAGUGCGACAGACGUGAAACACAGGAGCAUCAGGCGAAAUGAAGUCAUGCUCAGAAGCUGUAUUUUGGUUUCACAGAUUGACACAGUUCAGUGUGAAGCCGGUUCUGUCUUUGCUCAACAAAAGCACGUGUGGUGCUGAAAUCUCUCCGCUACUGUCGACGGAAACUUUAUUUUUUAUUGUAAAUUUUCAGUGUUAGUUUGGAUUCCAUUUGUCCAACCGAAAUGCUUUUAAUUGACAAAGAAUGUAAAUAUGUUUACUAUAACCUUACACAUGUUUAUGUCUGUUACUGAUUCAUAUACACAGUGGCAUUAACAGUUACCAUAUUUUAUUCAUUCAGUUUUGCAUCUUCAGCUUUGUAGUGUAAACAAAGGCGCAUAUGAUUUUGUGGAUGUACCUGAAUAUGGGUCAAAAGGAAAAGAUCUUAAGCUGUUUUACACGUGAUCUUUUUUUAAAUCAGAAAUAUUUCCCUUUUUAAAACAGUGGUGUGAAAUGAGGAUAAAGUGGAGGCCAAAGCAGGUUGAGUUGUGGAUGUAAUUAGCUGUACUGUACAAGGAAAAAUGUUACACUACAUUGCGAUUGUUGACUGGUCAGUUUUAGUCAUGACUGUGUUCACAUUUCACUUAAUGAUUGUAAAGUUUUUAUGGCCAUGAAAAGAAAAAGAGUGAUUUUUAAAAAAUCUCUAAUAGGGAACAUUGCUCGUGUCUUGCCAGCAGCGUCGUAAAGGAUUUUAUCUUUUUAUUUAUUGUUAAAAAUGUAAACAUAUGGAAAAUAUAUUUGUCUACAGGGCUACAGACUUUCUACGCAUUCUGCAGUUCACACUGUGUACCCGUUCUUAAAGUGAUAUUUCUCUUGAGGCAGGAAUCAGCCUCAGACUUGCUGCCUCUCAGGUGGCCCUGAGGUGUGAGCCAGCAUUGUUGUUGUUCCAGCUUCUCUGACUCUGUCUUCUGCACCAGUUUCCACUUUUGAAAAAAAAAAAAAAAGCUGAAAAUAGAUAAAAUUGCAUCUCAAAAGCCACAAACGCAAAUUUGUGUGUAGUUGGAACGCUCCUUUGCCCCAGUUAAGUUUUAUGUUGGAAGAGUUUGCAGUGGGAUGAUGAGGGAGAAGGAAGUAUCACUACACCGACACCUGGAACGCACAAUAUUGGGUCAGAGCACAUGAGAAUAUGUGUAGCAAAAGUAAGAACAUGAAAUAUCACUUUAAAACCACACCACUGUAUUUCAAAGCUAUAGUACAACACUCACUCUCAUGUUAAUGCUCUAGAUGUUUGGAAAAAAAAUAUUUUUUCUACCCAAUUUGAAUUUUAUAACAGCACAAUUAAAGAUGUUUUAAAUAUAA
This is a messenger RNA of Toxotes jaculatrix (banded archerfish), 3130 nucleotides long. It is a transcript of the gene arl13b, whose product is annotated as ADP-ribosylation factor-like 13b. The record is from RefSeq and is a predicted model, not a curated record. Gene Ontology annotation, molecular function: GTPase activity; GTP binding. Bases 432 to 1664 code for a protein of 410 amino acids. The transcript has 10 exons. Gene Ontology annotation, cellular component: non-motile cilium; motile cilium; ciliary membrane. Gene Ontology annotation, biological process: receptor localization to non-motile cilium; non-motile cilium assembly. Lineage: Eukaryota; Metazoa; Chordata; Actinopteri; Toxotidae.